Messenger RNA from Procambarus clarkii (red swamp crayfish), 1926 nucleotides. RefSeq lists its product as uncharacterized. The record is from RefSeq and is a predicted model, not a curated record. NCBI's taxonomy places the organism in Eukaryota, Metazoa, Arthropoda, Malacostraca, Decapoda, Cambaridae.
AUGACAAGCUUAGCGAAUGAGAGAGACAAGAUGCAGCAUCAGGGACGGGAUGCAGCACCAGGGACGGGAUGCAGCAUCAGGGACGGGAUGCAGCACCAGGGACGGGAUGCAGCAUCAGGGACGGGAUGCAGCACCAGGGACGGGAUGCAGCAUCAGGGACGGGAUGCAGCAUCAGGGACGGGAUGCAGCAUCAGGGACGGGAUGCAGCAUCAGGGACGGGAUGCAGCACAGCAGGGACGGGAUGCAGCAUCAGGGACGGGAUGCAGCACCAGGGACGGGAUGCAGCACCAGGGACGGGAUGCAGCAUCAGGGACGGGAUGCAGCAUCAGGGACGGGAUGCAGCACCAGGGACGGGAUGCAGCAUCAGGGACGGGAUGCAGCAUCAGGGACGGGAUGCAGCACCAGGGACGGGAUGCAGCAUCAGGGACGGGAUGCAGCAUCAGGGACGGGAUGCAGCAUCAGGGACGGGAUGCAGCACCAGGGACGGGAUGCAGCACCAGGGACGGGAUGCAGCAUCAGGGACGGGAUGCAGCAUCAGGGACGGGAUGCAGCAUCAGGGACGGGAGGGACGGGAUGCAGCAUCAGGGACGGGAUGCAGCAUCAGGGACGGGAUGCAGCAUCAGGGACGGGAUGCAGCAUCAGGGACGGGAUGCAGCAUCAGGGACGGGAUGCAGCAUCAGGGGACGGGAUGCAGCAUCAGGGACGGGAUGCAGCAUCAGGGACGGGAUGCAGCAUCAGGGACGGGAUGCAGCAUGCAGGGACGGGAUGCAGCACCAGGGACGGGAUGCAGCACCAGGGACGGGAUGCAGCACCAGGGACGGGAUGCAGCACCAGGGACGGGAUGCAGCACCAGGGACGGGAUGCAGCACCAGGGACGGGAUGCAGCAUCAGGGACGGGAUGCAGCAUCAGGGACGGGAUGCAGCAUCAGGGACGGGAUGCAGCACCAGGGACGGGAUGCAGCAUCAGGGACGGGAUGCAGCACCAGGGACGGGAUGCAGCACCAGGGACGGGAUGCAGCACCAGGGACGGGAUGCAGCACCAGGGACGGGAUGCAGCACCAGGGACGGGAUGCAGCACCAGGGACGGGAUGCAGCACCAGGGACGGGAUGCAGCAUCAGGGACGGGAUGCAGCAUCAGGGACGGGAUGCAGCACCAGGGACGGGAUGCAGCACCAGGGACGGGAUGCAGCAUCAGGGACGGGAUGCAGCACCAGGGACGGGAUGCAGCACCAGGGACGGGAUGCAGCAUCAGGGACGGGAUGCAGCACCAGGGACGGGAUGCAGCAUCAGGGACGGGAUGCAGCACCAGGGACGGGAUGCAGCACCAGGGACGGGAUGCAGCAGCAGGGACGGGAUGCAGCACCAGGGACGGGAUGCAGCACCAGGGACGGGAUGCAGCAUCAGGGACGGGAUGCAGCACCAGGGACGGGAUGCAGCAUCAGGGACGGGAUGCAGCACCAGGGACGGGAUGCAGCACCAGGGACGGGAUGCAGCACCAGGGACGGGAUGCAGCACCAGGGACGGGAUGCAGCACCAGGGACGGGAUGCAGCACCAGGGACGGGAUGCAGCACCAGGGACGGGAUGCAGCACCAGGGACGGGAUGCAGCACCAGGGACGGGAUGCAGCACCAGGGACGGGAUGCAGCAUCAGGGACGGGAUGCAGCACCAGGGACGGGAUGCAGCACCAGGGACGGGAUGCAGCAUCAGGGACGGGAUGCAGCAUCAGGGACGGGAUGCAGCAUCAGGGACGGGAUGCAGCACCAGGGACGGGAUGCAGCACCAGGGACGGGAUGCAGCACCAGGGACGGGAUGCAGCACCAGGGACGGGAUGCAGCACCAGGGACGGGAUGCAGCACCAGGAACGGGAUGCAGCAGGUAGAGAGCCAGUGUUACUACAGGGUGGAGCGUGGCCAGAUAUCCUUUAA